Raphanus sativus (radish) is the source of this 2631-nucleotide messenger RNA. RefSeq lists its product as uncharacterized. The record is from RefSeq and is a predicted model, not a curated record. The transcript has 12 exons. Gene Ontology annotation, molecular function: cysteine-type peptidase activity. NCBI's taxonomy places the organism in Eukaryota, Viridiplantae, Streptophyta, Magnoliopsida, Brassicales, Brassicaceae. The coding region runs from base 1 to 2631 and encodes 876 amino acids. Gene Ontology annotation, biological process: proteolysis.
AUGCAACACCUAACAUUAUUUAUUUGCAUUUACAAUAUAGAAGAGUUUGGUUUGCCAGAGCGCUUGUUUCAGACGGGGUAUGAACCCUCGGGGCGGAAAAGAAUAAACAACUACUUCAAUUUGCGGUGGAUUGAAGUUGUAAAAGGAGCACUAACGGAUGCUCAACAGGAGUUGUUGGCUGAGUCGCAGUUUCGCCAGCUAAUGUUGAUGGGAGGGCAUACAUUUUCAGUGAUGUUUGCUCACAAGUUAUUGUCCCGGCAGUUGGUUACGAGGAAGCUGUAUGAGCUGUGGUGGUUGUUUGCAGGGAAGCCUAUACGAUAUGGUAUUGGAGAAUUUGCUUUAGUGACAGGACUCAAUUGUGGGUUGCCUCCAACAUCUUCUCUUGGUGGACAGGAAAUGGUUAAAGGGAAAAAAGGUGAGGAGACUAUCACUCCGGAUUGGAUCAUCUCCAAAUUGGCACAAAAAGAUAAGUAUAAAGACGAGGAAACCCGAUUGCGUUUAUCUCUUCUCCUUCUUGUAGAAGAUCCACGUUUAGGGGAAGAUUUGGUUUCUGAUGAUCUUCCGAUUGAAGACAUUGUUGAUGGAGUAUGUGCGCGGUCUGUGAAAAUCAAUAUUGUGACUGUGCAAACCCUUGAACUAACCGGUCAGGCUCCGGUUCGUUCCAUACUAUGCGAAGGGUCUGACAUCCCACCAUUGACAGCUGAGAAGGACGAUCUACGAGUCAAUCACAUGGCUUCUGAUGCAAAGCAAUCGAAAGGGGUUGGAGGAUUGGGAGCGUCGAGUUCAGAAACAGUAGGGCAGCCUGGUGGGAAUGCUGAGGCCGACCAGCCUGAAAACGCCAAUACAGAGGGGCUUCCAGGAGUGUUUGAUGUAUCUACGCUCGCACGUUUGGUUGCAACCGAACUACAUGCCCGCGCUUUACCCAUUGUAACAAGCUUAAAAGAAGGCAUAUGUGGCGAAAUUCAGUCCUUAAAGGAUGUCCUUUUAGGCUCUUCAGUGCGUACGCAAGUUCGAGCAGAUGACGUCCGCCCUGUUUCUACACAUCCUACGGUCCCUUAUGCCGUCCCCGAGACGAUGACAAGGCCUGGCGAGAGUGGUCGUUUAUCACCUGGUAGUUUAUCACCGGCUUUUCCUGUCGAAUCUCCAGAGGAUGCAUCACCUGAAAGGAUGUCCAGUCCGACUGAACGCGAUACUGCUUGUAUUGAGGAUAUAAUUGCGGAGCUAGCAGCUGUUUCUGAAGCCACUGAGAAUGAAGGAAAUGCCGAGGGUGCCAUUGGAUCAGAUAAGUCCUCAAAUGUGGAAAGCGAUCAUGUAGUUUCCGAUCCAGCUUUGCAGAUCGCUGUUGCUCAGCUUCCUAUACGUGUGCCUCAAUCUUCUGAGAUUCCAAGCGAAGAGACUGAUUCAGAAGCCCCUGAUAGAGAAGGACAUAGCGAGGGUGGGACAGUAGAUAUGGAAAGUGAUGUUCUUGUUUCCGAUCCAGCUUUGCAGGCAUCCCAGGGUGUGUCCUCAGAACAACAACUCAACUCCGAUGUGACAGACCAACCAACAACAGGCGAAUUUGGUAGCGAAAACAUUAUUGACGGUGAAAGGCAGAGGCGGUCAAGCAAAAGGGCUCGAUGCCCGAACUCCCAAUAUACGCCUCCUCCACUUCCUGUCAAGAAACAGAAGGGUAAAAAAGGUGGAUCCCAUGCAAAAAAAGUUUCGAACAAAGUUCCAACAAUGAAGGAGGAGGCUUCCUCUGCUGCUACCACCACACCAAAACAAUCUGGAAAAGAAACCAAAAUGCCAACUAUUCCUGAGGAGCCUUCACCGGCUGCGACGUCACUAGCAAACCCAUCGGGAUCUCUUGUUCCAGAAACCAAAAUGCCAGCUAUUCCUGAGGACCCUUCAACUAUUGCGACGUCCCCUGCAAAACCAUCGGGGUCUUUUGUGGCAGAAACAAAUGUUGGCCCUUUUGUUGGGCGAUUUGCACCAUGUGUGCGCCCUAAUGCAUUCCGUGUAUCCGGUUUUCGCACCGUUAUGCAGACAGCAAGGGAGUACGAUAUAAGGGAAGGUGUUACAGUUGACAAUACGGUUUUCCAGUCCUUUUUUGAUUCAACACAGAUGCAAACACCAAAGGCCGCAGACAUGGUGGUAACAUUUAUUCGAAGGCGCCUCCGUGUUGCGGGGAUUACAACUUAUGAUUUUUUGCCAGCAUCUUUUGUGGAAUCCCUUCGUCUUGAAUACCAGCAAUUCUGUCGUGUCAAGGACAUAGGCAAUUUCAGCUUCUCCAAUAUAUUCGCAAAUCCAGGGUUCCCUAAUAUGACGUGGGAUGCUAAAGUCCAAGUAUUAUACUUCCCAUUUCAAGCGGACAGGUGGCAUUGGAUUGGUGUUGUCGUUGAUAUAGCCAACUGGAGCAUUCAUGUUUUAGAUUGUAACCCGUCAUGUCUUAGUGACGACAAGAUCGUAGCCCUCUUGAAUCCGAUUGUCGUCCUUCUACCCCUACUUAUAGGGCUUAACAGCGGGAAAGCAUCGGCCGAAGAAUUCUCUUGUAUUGCAUCGAUUCUACUUAUGGAACUGCAUGCCAGCAAUAACAUCUCUCAGGCAGCACAUCUUAACGCGGAGGCUCUUGCACUUGCAGCUCAGACCUAA